Molecule: messenger RNA, 840 nt
Organism: Lasiodiplodia theobromae
Lineage: Eukaryota; Fungi; Ascomycota; Dothideomycetes; Botryosphaeriales; Botryosphaeriaceae
Product: Ankyrin repeat protein
Exons: 1
Coding region: 1-840 (279 amino acids)
Molecular function (GO): protein binding
Source: RefSeq, a predicted model, not a curated record
AUGGCAACCCGAAACGAAGUUCUUCAGGCCUGCGCCGAUCAGCCGCCCGAAGCAGUCCUCUCGCUCACACAAACAUGCCCCGACCCGCCAACUGAAAUGCAGAUGGCCUACAAGGCAGCAGAGAACGGCAACUCCACCCUACUCCACUGGCUCCUCCACAACGCCACCACUCCCUUACCCCGCGGCACACUCCUCCUAGCCGCCGCCAGCGCUCUCUCCCAGCCCUGCAUCCAAGCCGUCCUGGACCUCGGCCUCGACAUCAACCUCGCCAACGACCCCGACCUCAUCGCCAACGACCGCAUCGGCGGCGUCAUCCACCGCGCUCUACGCAGCCCCAACUGCACCGAAGCCUUCAUCGCCUGGCUCCUCGAGCGCGGCGCCGAUCCGAACGCCGUCGAUGCUGGCUGGCAGCGGCAUGUCUUAGUCUAUGCCAUGACCCACGGGCCCGACGGCUCCAUGCCCAUCGUGAAGCUGCUCAUCGCCUACGGUGCGGAUGUGAACCGUGCGAAGGCAUUGCAUUAUGCCGCGUCGUGCAACGAUAUCGAGAAAGCGAGGUUUCUCGUGGAAGAGGCGGGCGCGAAUGUCGACGAGCCGGGCGUGCCGGAGAAGGAUUUCUACUGGGAACGAGGUCCUGGGACGCCGUUGCAUACUGCGGUGGCGAGAGGCCACUCCAGAGUCGCUCAUUAUCUUUUGAAGAAAGGUGCUGACUUGGACGCUCGAGACGCGAUAAAGGGGAUGACACCGUUGGAGGUGGCUGAGGAUCGUUGGGGGCCGCCAAGUAUUCUAUCCAUCCUGAAGAUUUGGCGUAAGAAGCGUCAGCGGGAUGAAACUGGGGCGUAG